Vespula vulgaris is the source of this 3389-nucleotide messenger RNA. It is a transcript of the gene Vha100-1, whose product is annotated as V-type proton ATPase 116 kDa subunit a 1. The record is from RefSeq and is a predicted model, not a curated record. Bases 247 to 2814 code for a protein of 855 amino acids. The transcript has 11 exons. Lineage: Eukaryota; Metazoa; Arthropoda; Insecta; Hymenoptera; Vespidae. Gene Ontology annotation, molecular function: ATPase binding; proton-transporting ATPase activity, rotational mechanism. Gene Ontology annotation, biological process: proton transmembrane transport; vacuolar acidification. Gene Ontology annotation, cellular component: vacuolar proton-transporting V-type ATPase, V0 domain; vacuolar proton-transporting V-type ATPase complex; plasma membrane.
GUGUGGCACGUUUAGAACUCGUGACUCUCGGUCUAUAGUUGUGUAAAAUAGUUCAAAUCUCGUGAUGUCACGAUAUUGAUCGUUGCUAUCUCGGAUUCGUGUUAUAUAUCGUGUUUUUCACUUUGACUCACGAUAUUAUCUUCGAAUCUCGUUGAGUUCGCAUCGUGGAGUCCUCUUCUUUCUUACGAACGCGGAACUUACCUAAAACGAUUUUUCAUUCCAAUAGUAAAUUCUCCAUCUUCUAAGAUGGGUUCGCUUUUUCGAAGUGAAGAAAUGACCUUGUGUCAACUCUUCUUACAAAGCGAAGCUGCCUACGCUUGUGUCUCCGAACUCGGCGAACUUGGCCUUGUCCAAUUUCGAGAUCUUAACCCAGAUGUUAACGCAUUUCAACGAAAAUUCGUUAACGAAGUACGUCGUUGCGAUGAAAUGGAACGAAAAUUACGAUAUCUUGAGAAGGAAAUCAAAAAAGAUGGAAUACCAAUGCUUGAUACUGGUGAGAAUCCUGAAGCUCCACAACCUCGUGAAAUGAUUGAUUUAGAAGCUACAUUUGAAAAGUUGGAAAAUGAACUGCGAGAAGUCAAUCAAAAUGCUGAAGCUCUGAAACGUAACUUCUUAGAAUUGACUGAGCUAAAGCACAUAUUAAGAAAAACUCAAGUCUUCUUUGAUGAGGGCAAGAGAGGGGUGACAUGUGUCUGUUGCCAGGCUGAGAAUGGAGGUGUCGUAUCGCAGAUGGCAGAUCCAAGUCGUGAGGAAGAGCAAGUCACUCUCUUGGGUGAAGAGGGCCUCCGCGCCGGCGGCCAGGCUCUCAAGCUCGGUUUCGUUGCUGGAGUUAUACUACGUGAACGCAUUCCUGCAUUCGAACGCAUGCUAUGGCGUGCAUGUCGUGGAAAUGUAUUUUUACGUCAAGCUGAAAUUGAAACACCCUUGGAAGACCCUUCAACGGGAGACCAAGUCUUUAAAUCGGUGUUUAUUAUAUUCUUCCAAGGUGAUCAAUUAAAGACACGAGUUAAGAAAAUUUGCGAAGGUUUUAGGGCAACUUUGUAUCCAUGUCCUGAAGCACCAGCAGAUCGACGGGAAAUGGCUAUGGGAGUAAUGACACGUAUUGAAGAUUUAAAUACGGUACUUGGUCAAACUCAAGAUCAUCGUCAUCGUGUCUUGGUAGCUGCAGCGAAAAAUAUCAAAAAUUGGUUUGUCAAAGUUCGGAAAAUAAAAGCAAUUUAUCAUACAUUAAAUUUAUUCAAUUUAGAUGUUACUCAGAAAUGUUUGAUAGCGGAAUGUUGGGUACCUGUAUUAGAUAUCGAGACGAUUCAACUUGCCUUACGUCGUGGAACGGAACGUAGCGGUAGUUCUGUAUCUCCUAUUCUAAAUCGUAUGGAAACAUUCGAAGAUCCGCCGACUUACAAUCGUACAAAUAAAUUUACUAAAGGUUUUCAAGCUUUAAUUGAUGCAUAUGGAGUUGCAUCUUACAGAGAAAUGAAUCCUGCACCAUAUACGAUAAUUACUUUCCCAUUUUUAUUCGCUGUCAUGUUUGGUGAUCUCGGACAUGGAUUGAUCAUGUUUCUAUUUGGUGGAUGGAUGGUGCUAAAGGAGAAACCAUUAGCAGCUAAAAAAUCUGACAAUGAAAUAUGGAAUAUCUUUUUUGGUGGCAGAUACAUUGUUUUCUUAAUGGGAUUAUUUUCGAUGUACACAGGAUUUAUAUACAACGACGUAUUUUCUAAAUCUUUAAAUAUUUUCGGAUCACAUUGGAAUAUCACUUAUAAUUUCACGACCGUUCACUCGAAUAGAGCUUUACAAUUAAAUCCAAAUACAACGGAAUACGAACAGAAUCCUUACCCAAUUGGUCUGGAUCCUGUAUGGCAAUUAGCCGAAAAUAAAAUUAUAUUUUUAAAUUCCUAUAAAAUGAAGAUUUCAAUAAUCUUUGGUGUAUUACAUAUGUUGUUUGGUGUUAUUGUUGGACUAUGGAAUCAUUUGUACUUCAAAAAGAGGAUAAAUAUUACUUGCGAAUUUAUUCCUCAGAUUAUAUUUUUAAUAGUACUUUUCUUGUACAUGGUUGUACUCAUGUUUAUUAAAUGGAUAAAAUAUCAUGCAACCUUAUCAUCAGAAAUUCGUCCUAGUCCUUAUUGCGCACCAUCAGUAUUAAUAACAUUUAUCAACAUGGUACUCUUCAAUAAACCUGUACAAUUAAAAGGUUGUGACAAAUGGAUGUAUGCCGGUCAAGAUGGAUUCCAGAAAUUUUUAGUCGUCGUAGCUGUCAUUUGCAUUCCAUGGAUGUUAUUAGCUAAGCCAAUUACAUUAAUGCGUAAUGCAAAGAAACAACAUUAUCAAUUAAAUAAUCAUGGUGCCGAAAAUGGUGACGUAGAUGGUAGUGUUGGUGCGGUGCAACCAACAGGAGGUGUUCAAGGUAAUCAUAAAGAAGAACAAGAAGAUAUGACUGAAGUAUUUAUACACCAAGGCAUUCAUACUAUCGAAUAUGUACUUGGUAGCGUCUCCCAUACUGCAUCAUAUUUACGUUUGUGGGCUUUAUCUCUUGCUCAUGCACAACUCUCAGAAGUAUUAUGGGCUAUGGUAAUGAGGAAUGGAUUGACCUGGGAAGGUUGGGUUGGUGGUAUUAUCCUUUGGAUAAUAUUCGCAUUUUGGGCUGUUUUGACUGUUGGUAUUUUAGUUCUGAUGGAAGGACUUUCAGCUUUCUUACAUACUCUUCGUCUCCAUUGGGUGGAAUUUCAAAGCAAGUUUUACGCUGGUUUGGGUUAUAGUUUCCAACCAUUUUCGUUUGAAAUUAUAUUAGAUGCCGCUCAAUCGACUGCCGAGGAUUAAGGGCAUUAAUUGAAAUAAUUAAAACGUUAUAAAUGACAUAGAAAACAAACGUCUAUAUUUCCAGACUAUAAAGCAAUAUAUAAAAGAAACUUGUAAUGUAAUCAUUGUUUCGAAUAAUUUCAGUUUUAAGUGUUUAUCAUUGAAGGUGUAUUUUAUUAACGUAUGUUUUAGCAAAAAGUACGAUAAUAAUAUUGAAUACAAAAAUUAAAAAAAAAGAAACAUUUUACAGUAGAUUGUAAAACUAUUUAUAGAUAUAGACAGGAAACAUCAUUAGUAUGUCAAUAAUAUCUCUCUUAUCAUAGAUGUAUGAGUUAGUUAUCAUGGAAUCAAUGAAUCUAAAACGUGCUGUUGUACAAAUACUUGUUAUAUAUAUAUAACACAUAAUUUAAAAGUUAAUUAAAAAAAUUCUCUAUAACAAAAAGCAUGCAAUUAAUACACAGUUCGUUAUAAUUUAAUCUUAAAAUAGAUUAUACUUUUAAUGAAAAAUUCGCCAAUGUAUAUUAUAUUUAACUUUCAAAAGAAUGUAUGUAAUGUGCUAUAAUUAAUAGGCUACAAAAUACAUAUUUCACGGCAUA